AUGGCGGAGAUCCAGGACACCGGAGGUGACAGCCACGUGUGUCCUAUCUGUCUAAAGUCGUUCGGCCGCAAGGACUUGAGAGACCGACACCGACGCCGCUGCGAGAAGUCGAUUGGCAAGCCUAAGCAAAGCAAGAAGAAGGCUUGUGAGAGAUGCAUUGCUUCCAAGGUCAAGUGCGACUACGAGAAGCCCUCGUGUGGUCGGUGUCGUUCCCGGACCGCGACGUGCGAAUACAGACUGGAGCCCCGUAUCCGGGUACCGGCAUGGGAGGACACGCCCCUGGGCUCGAAUGCCACCGCAGCGCCACCGUUCGGAGCUGCUGGUGGCUUUAUCCGGCACACCGUUGGGAAUGGCACGCAAGAUCUGCGGCCGGGCUUCGUGGCCGAUGCAGCCGGUAUCCUGAUGCCGUUGGCAGGCAGCCAGACUUUCGCAGCUUUUCAGCAACCGGUGGUGCUUCAGACAUCGCCACUGGCUGCAGAAAACGGGCAGGAAGAUCCCCUCGACGCUCAGAUACCAGCCCCAGCGUCUGCGUCAGGCAUCGGCAACGCACUUGCACUCCAAUCGGCAACAAUCUCAGAUGCAGGGUCUAUGCCUGAUUUGCUCGACUAUGACCUAUUUGCCGAUGUCUCUGCAAUGCUUGAGAUGGGACCACGACAGCCCGGGCCCGACCACUUCUUCGCCGAGACCUCCGACUCGGUCUUCGGUGCAUGGUCCUCUUUGCGCACAGCCCCCGACGCCGAGUCGUUGGCUUCCAGCAUGCCGCCAACCACUACCAAGAAGCGGCGGAUCUUCCCACCGACCCCUGAUGCUUCACCACGCCCCGACAGUAGCUUGACGAGCCCGCUGCCGCUGAGCCGCCGGUCCAGGUCGGUCAUCCGCGACCCAUCGGGCGACAGCACCAGCCUGUCCGACCUUGCCAAGGCGUCACCGGCGUACCACAGUCUCCAGCAGCCCGGCAUGGUCGGCCUGGAGGAAGCGCUGAAGAUGAUGGCCGAGUAUCCGCUGCGGAUGCUGGCUGCCACCUUCCGCUCCCCUUUCAUCCACCCGCGGCUCUGUCGGAACUCGCCGAGGGGAAUUCCCGAACCUAUCGCGGUGGCGCUGGCCUGCGUGGGCAUGAAACUGCAUUCAGAGCAGUCCGGCUUGCAGUUCGUGUGCAGUACCUUUCGCGACCAGAGCGAUAAGCUGAUCAAGAGACUGCCCUGCCUUUCAGACGACCACGAGCAGCUCUGUGCCACGCUCCACGCAAUGUGCAUUUACCAGAUCGAGGGGCUACUAUCCGAGAGCCGGUACAUAUCGAAGCUGUCCACCGCUGUGCUACACCACGAGUAUCUCGUCCGGGCCACUCAGCGGCUGGUCAAAAAACUGCAGAGCACCACUCCCUCAGUCCUUUCCCACCCCCUCCCGCCCGACAUCGACUGGGAGGCCUGGACGGUGCAGGAGUCGCUGCGGCGGACGCUCUUCCUAGUGGUCAUCAUCCACCAGCUGCUCGGCCUCAUCGGGACGCUCGAACCCGCCUACUUCGAGCCGCUGCUGCCGGCGGACGUGGUCGAGAGCAUCGCGCUGCCGUGCAGCGACGGGCCUUGGCUAGCCGAGAGCGAGGAGGAGUGGGUCGACGCGCGGCGUGCCGAAGAGCGCUGCCCGGCCGACGAGCCGCGGACGCUGGGUGAGGCAGUCCGCCGGCUGAGUGCGGGCGCAGCUGCUGAAGCCGGCGGAUGGGCGCUGGCACGGAUGCCCGAACUCACGCGGCUGCUCGUCAGCGUGGUCUCUGUCGAUGUCACAGAUAAGCAGUGA
Messenger RNA from Thermothielavioides terrestris NRRL 8126, 1791 nucleotides. RefSeq lists its product as uncharacterized. Gene Ontology annotation, molecular function: DNA-binding transcription factor activity, RNA polymerase II-specific; zinc ion binding. Gene Ontology annotation, biological process: regulation of DNA-templated transcription. The transcript has 6 exons. The coding region runs from base 1 to 1791 and encodes 596 amino acids. Lineage: Eukaryota; Fungi; Ascomycota; Sordariomycetes; Sordariales; Chaetomiaceae. The record is from RefSeq and is a predicted model, not a curated record.